Messenger RNA from Scheffersomyces coipomensis, 3917 nucleotides. RefSeq lists its product as uncharacterized. The record is from RefSeq and is a predicted model, not a curated record. Gene Ontology annotation, biological process: protein quality control for misfolded or incompletely synthesized proteins; protein targeting to peroxisome; protein processing. Gene Ontology annotation, cellular component: peroxisomal matrix. Lineage: Eukaryota; Fungi; Ascomycota; Pichiomycetes; Serinales; Debaryomycetaceae. The transcript has a single exon. Bases 341 to 3874 code for a protein of 1177 amino acids. Gene Ontology annotation, molecular function: ATP hydrolysis activity; serine-type endopeptidase activity; ATP binding.
UGUUGUAGAAACUUCCGUAAUAAUUUUAGUUCAUGAUAUUUCCUCGGUAUAACUUUUCCAUUUUCGGUGUCCCCACCCUCCCUCACCAAGUUCCAGGUCUAGUGACACAAAAUAUUUUUGAUUGGAAAAACCAGAAAUCAUAUGAACUAACUCUAUCACAACUAGAUAUAUCCUAACCCUGAUUUCACUUCUUUAUCAGAUCUUGUAUUGAUUAGAGUCAAGUGAUUACAGGAGUUUGUUAGGUAUUGGUGUUGUUUAUAAAUUCAAAUUCUAAAAAAGACGUGAAAGAAUAGAUAAGAAACGGUGCAAGACAAGCUGAUAAAGAUAUCUAAUAUUGACAAUGGCAAAAUAUAAAUCAAAUCGUAGUUCACCAGUUAAGGUGAGUCAACAGGUGGUCCUUCCAACUUAUAGACUUGAUUCCAACUUAGUCUUAUUGCCAGGGAUUAUCUAUAAUGUUACAUUUUCAAGAUUUAAAGCAGCAGCUUUAUUAUACAGAUUUAAGGAGCAAGUAUCACAAAUAUCGAUUAUUAAUAAUCUACUUGGGGAAUAUGACUUUGACAAUAUCGAGGAUGAUAAGAACUUCAGUGAAGAAGAAGUCACUAGUCCAAGAGUUAUCUCAACCGAUGCUGUUAAUGGAAUCAAACAGUUUUAUAAAUACGAGUCUAACUUUAAGAGUUCUAAUUCUUUAGUGGUUGCCAAUUCCGAUUUAUCUGAUAUCGAUUUAGCUCCUCAAAGUGACUUUGAUUGGUUAACAUUAGCUAUAAAACCUAACUUUUCCAAAAUUAAAGAACCUAAGGGUUCAAACGUUGAUACAAAGGAGUAUAAUAAUGUUGUUACCAUUGUUAGAAUUAUCGGAAUCAUUGACGAUACUACUAAUAUCAAAUUAACAUUACAAGCUAUUACAAGAGGUCUGAAAGUGCCAGAUAAGAAGAAAUCGAAACCAAAUGAACAAUUAAUUGAUGUAGACUGGAACUUUGAUAUUCCAAACUUGAAAGAAAAUUUCAAAACAUUAAAGGAAAGUAGUUCAAAUUUGUUUAAAGCUAUGGACAAGUUCAUCAUUCAAUAUCGUCAAGCAUUGAAUAAUCAUUCAUCCAAUAGUAAAAACUCAAAUUUAUCCUUGGUAAAUAAGAAUUUGAAAAAGGCUCAGGAAAAUCAAGCUUCUCAAAUGACAAACAACGAUGACAGUGAUUUGCUUAUUCUUAAUCCGUUAGCUACUGCUUUAUACUUGCAAUUAUCAGGGUCAAAGGAUUUUUCAAAAGCAUUUAUCAGCUUACAAAAGUUAUACGGUCAGUUUGGAGCAAAUGAUUCUGGUUUGAGUAUUGAUGGUAAAUCUUUCUUAAGAUUAAUCGAUCUUACUUGUGGUAUUCUUCCAUUUCCAAAUAAUCUUAAAUUGAAAUUAUUACAUAAAAUUAAUAUUUCGGAAAGAACUGAUACUAUCGAAGAAAUGAUCAACCUAUUAAUUGAAACUUUUGAAAGCUUGAAACAAAAUAAUUCUUUUAUUAGUCAUUGGUUUUAUAAUGAAGCUACCAAUAUCCAAAAGGCAAAUGUUGUGGCCAAUCAAUUGAAAUCGAUCAGAUUAUUAUUAGAAGGCAUGACCAAAAAGGCAAUACCUACUGGUAAUCGAUCAACUGUUAGAGCUCCUAACACACCACCAAAUACUCCAAAUAAUGCACCUAAAAAUCGUCGUGUAGCUACAAGUGAUCCCGAAGAAAACUUUGAUGAUGACGAUGAUGAUGACGAAGAUGAUGAAUUGAGAGCUAUCACCAACUUUGUGAAGAAUAAGUUACCAAAUAUUUCCACAUUAACUGCAGAUUCUAAGAGAUUGAUUGUCAAAGAUUUUAAAAGAAUAAAAUCAUCCAAUAACGGCCCUGGAGGUGGUGGUAACUCUGACUUCCAUGUUAUACGUAAUUAUUUGGAAAUCGUUAUGGACAUUCCGUGGGACAGAUAUGUAACAAAGUUUAAAACAAAUAAAGACAUUGACUUGGUUUUCGCUAAAAAACAAUUGGAUGAUGAUCAUUAUGGUUUAGAACAUGUUAAAAGAAGAUUAAUCCAAUAUCUUGUUGUCUUGAAGUUAUUAGGAAUGAAUGCAGAAAAGCAAAUAAAUAUCUCCAAUAAGAACAAGAGACCAGUGGAUGAUAAGAAUGAUAAAGAUCAACUGCCUGAUUCUAACUCAUCUAUUGUGAUUGCAAAUAACGAUGAAACUUCAGUGGCUCAUAAAGAAGCUCAAAGUAAAGUUAAAACUUCAAUUACUGAAAGUCAUAUUGAUCUGUUAGCAAAUGAAUCUAUCAGAGUUACCAAGAGUAAUAAGUCCCCAAUUAUUAUGUUGGCUGGUCCACCAGGUACAGGUAAGACUUCAUUAGCUAAAUCAAUUGCAGCAUCAUUAGGUCGUAAUUUCCAAAGAAUUUCAUUAGGUGGUAUCAAAGAUGAAAGUGAAAUCAGAGGACAUAGAAGAACAUAUGUUGGUGCUAUGCCUGGUUUAAUCAUCCAAGCUUUGAGAAAAUCUAGAUCAAUGAAUCCUGUGAUCUUAUUGGAUGAAAUUGAUAAAGUUAUUGGAGGUAAUAGUGGAGGAAACAAAUUUAAUGGUGAUCCAUCAGCUGCUUUGUUAGAAGUGUUAGAUCCAGAACAGAAUAAUUCCUUCAUUGAUCAUUAUUUAGGUUUCCCAGUGGAUUUAUCUCAAGUUAUUUUCAUUUGUACUGCCAAUGAACCUCAUAAUAUGACUAGACCAUUAUUAGAUCGUCUUGAAAUGAUUGAAGUUGGAGCAUAUGAUUUCAAUGAAAAACUUAUCAUUGGUAAGAAAUACUUAUUACCAAGACAAAUUAGAAGAAAUGGAUUUGACAUUUCGGCCCUGACAAAUGACUCAGUUAAUAUCUCAGAUUCAGUAAUGAAGAAAAUCAUUGUCGAUUAUACCAGAGAGGCUGGUGUAAGAAAUUUUGAAAGAAGAUUGGGUACUAUUUGUAGAUUCAAAGCAGUGGAAUACUGUGAAACUAUUGGUAAUACCAUGAAAGUCUACAACGCCAAUGUUGAUGAAAAUGAUUUACCUAAGUAUUUAGGUAUUCCAUAUAGUUCUGGUGAUUUAACUAGUGCUGAGGGAUCUUUAUACAAUAACUCCAGAGUGGGUAUUGUCAAUGGUUUAUCUUACAAUUCAGAUGGUUCAGGAUCUGUCUUAGUAUUCGAAAGUAUUGGUUUUGAUAAGAGAAUUGGAAAUCCCAACAAUACUAAUUCUGGUUGUUCAUUAAAUAUGACCGGUAGAUUAGGUGAAGUAUUAAUGGAAAGUGGAAAGAUUGGAUUAACUUUCAUUAAGCUGAUGAUCUAUAGGAAUUUAUUGAAUGUCAAAGACAAACUGGAAAACUAUUUAAUCGAUAAGUUUAACAAUAUGGAAAUUCAUUUACAUGUUCCAAUGGGUUCUAUUUCCAAAGAUGGACCAUCUGCAGGUAUUACCAUGGCAUUGCUGUUCUUAUCUGUUCUUUUAGAUAAACCCAUUCCAGCUGAUAUCGCCAUGACUGGAGAAAUCACAUUGAGAGGUUUAGUUUUACCUAUUGGAGGUGUUAAAGAAAAAAUGAUGGGUGCUCAUUUGAAUGGUAAUAUCAAGAGAAUGAUUGUUCCUCGUGAGAACAGAAAGGAUUUGAUCGAAGAAUACGGUAGAAGUGUCGAAGAAGCUGGUGAGCCAGUUGACUCCAACUUGAUGAAUGAAUUAUUGAGAGACAAUGAAGAGAACGAUUUCAAAAUGGAACAAGUUGAAAAGUUCUACUUAAAGAAAUAUGGUAUUCAAAUUUUCUACGCAAGAGAAUUUUAUGACGUUAUGAGAGCGGUCUGGGGUGAUAAUGACCUUUUAUCAAAAGCUGAAACUACAAGACUCCUUGAGUAUCACAUUUGAAGAUUUUAUAAUCUAUUUAUUUAUAUUAUGCAAAUUAAAAAGU